AUGUUUAAAAUCUCUCAUAUACCGCAAAUGGUUCUCACAUUAGGCUGUGGUUUUGUCAUAAAGGCUGACAACAUCAAUGUUAGGAUGGUUAAAACGCCGAAUUAUCUCAUGAAAAUAAUUGAUCAAGUACUCAAGCAAAGGAUCCUAAACAAUAUCGAUCAAAUGGUAGACAGAAAUCUUCAAUUUGCAUACUUGAAUGAUUGCAAUCGCAUGGAUAUGGUUGGUACAAUAAUUCAACACUGGCCUGAACACAAGAAAAGUACUCUGUUUAAAUUGGAUAUAUCUAAAGCUUUUGAUACUGUUAAUGCUGGUGUAGCUCUGAAAAAGAUUCAAAAAUACUGCGAUAUAUCAACUUUCUACUUACUUGUAUCCGUUAUGUCAGAAAGAUGGUUAAAGAUUAAUAAGGAAAGACAAAACUGGUACUGUAAAGAAAACCAAGGGGUUCCACAAGGUACGGCAAUAGGUCCACUCUUAUUUAUUAUAGCAUUAGAUGAACCACUGCGUCAAAUCUCACAGAAAGGCAUUUUUAUUAAAUCAUAUGCCGAUGACAUUGUCAUAAUAACAAGAAAACCGCCACAAGAGAUCCUCUCACUUGCCAGCGAAGUAAUGCAAACUAUCAAUUUGAAGUUAAAUCAUGAGAAAACAGAAACAUAUAGUUACAACAGCCUUGGUAAAGGAGAAGUGGAGAUUUUAGCGAGACACUGUGGUCACCUGAUUUGU
Messenger RNA from Tetranychus urticae (two-spotted spider mite), 720 nucleotides. The record is from RefSeq and is a predicted model, not a curated record. Lineage: Eukaryota; Metazoa; Arthropoda; Arachnida; Trombidiformes; Tetranychidae.